AUGAAUCCUGGGUGCCCACCACCGGUUGCUAGAGCUGCCAAGUUCAUGUCUAUUGGAAAUAACUAUGUCUAUGGUUCCUACUUUGCAUCUUCGAUCCAAUUCCAUGUAACAAUGAAAUUCAAAUCAGACUUAAAUCGGAACAAUGGACUUCUGCUGUAUAUAAAUCUGGAAACUGAUCCUAGCAAAAUGUUUGCUAUUUUCAUGGAAGAUGGUCAUGUUUGGAUAGCUGCUAGACCCCGAAAUAAGCUAAAGAAAUUUCAGAGUAAAUUAAGCAAUUAUGGAGAUGGCAACUGGCACUAUAUUUCUGCUAUGAGAACAGGCAAAAUAAUGUCACUAAAUAUUGAUGACCGAGAUGAAAGUUCGAUGCAGAUACCUUCUGAUUCUUUCGGGAAAAUCAAUCUCUUCUUUGGUGCAGUUCCAAGCAGUGUGACAAUGCCAAAAAUUAUACCAACAGAAAGCUUCCAUGGAUGUAUUGAAGAUGUUACCAUUAAUGGAAAGUUUUUCAACUUUGCUACCCUAAGUGUCAGUGGUCGUGUACAACUUAACCAAUGUCGACAGGAUCCAAUCAAAGUAAUUCCAACAACUAUACGUCCAACUUUGCCACCCAUUGCACCAGUGGACACCUGUCAAUUGCCUUUGAAACCUGCAACUCCAGUAUCUCCUGUGAAAUUGGGCCUACGUUUUGGUUCAAGUCAGAGCCACAGUUGGUGGGAAAUUGAUGUGUCUCUAAAAGACAAAAAACGAAAUGCUUUCCAGUUCUACUUCCGAACAUUUUCAACUGAAGGCAUUCUUCUAUAUGCUGCUGACAAGAAACACAAUGAUUUUAUUUCUGUCUAUCUGCAAAAUGGUCAAGUAGUCUAUGCCUUUGACUGCGGAAGUGGAAUGGCUAUCCUCAAGUCAAGCAAAAAAUAUAACAAUGGAAUUUGGCAUAAGGUGGAUGUUACUCGAGAUAAAAAAGUUGGACAGUUGAGUGUCGACAAUGCAGUCAAUCCUAGAGUCUCAUCUACUGGCCAAUCUACAGAACUGAAUAUCAUUCAACCCAUUAUUUUUGGUGGAAUCAGUGAAGAAAUUUCAACAAAUGCUCAAUUUGCAAAGAACAUUCCGAUUUCAAAUUACCAGUUUGUUGGAUGUUUGAGAGAUCUGAAAGUCCUCAAUAAAGAUAUUUCUGAUAGUGACGGCAGGGAACACAAUGUAAAACCUUGUUAUUCUCAUGAAGAAAAUGGAAAAUUCAUUGGAUUUGGUGGUGGAAGCAUUGUUGUUGAGGAAAAUUUCACUGUUGGCACAGACAUGGAGCUGUCACUAGACAUCAAGCCCCGAACCAUAAAUGGAAUUUUGGCAUCAGUGUCUGCUGACGAUGACAACUAUUUCUUACUGGAGUUGGUUGAUGGCGCAGUCUCCGCAACAUUUAACAAUGGCGCAGGUGCUUUCACUGUCAGAAGCACACCCAAACUGAAAUAUCACAUUUGUGAUGGGCAAUGGCACACAGUAAAAGUUUAUAAAUAUAAAAACGUUUGCAAAUUAGAUGUUGAUUUGGCCACAUAUGGUCCAGUUGUCGGAACUUCAGGUGUUGCAUUUGCAAAAACAGAGGAUCCGUUAUACAUUGGAGGAAUUCCACGUGGAGAAAUUCAUCCACCUCUCAUGUCCAAUGGUGCAUACGUCGGCUGCAUAAAAAACUUGCAGAUUGAUAACCGCCCGAAAUCGCUGUAUGGAAAAGCCAAUGGCAAUGUUCAGUUAGGCUCCUGUUCCACUUUGUAA
Messenger RNA from Acanthosepion pharaonis, 1755 nucleotides. NCBI's taxonomy places the organism in Eukaryota, Metazoa, Mollusca, Cephalopoda, Sepiida, Sepiidae. The record is from the annotation of a GenBank genome assembly.